This is a messenger RNA of Porites lobata, 537 nucleotides long. NCBI's taxonomy places the organism in Eukaryota, Metazoa, Cnidaria, Anthozoa, Scleractinia, Poritidae. The record is from the annotation of a GenBank genome assembly.
AUGUUAUUAAUGUGGUCCCCGCGUGGUUACACCAGCCUUGUUGUUCCAGGACACGAUAUCGAUCUCCCUCAAGAUAUAACCAUCUUCAUGGAUAUUGCCUUAAAUCCGGGUCUGAGCUCCUCUGAAAGUCUAGCUGGUGCUAGUUCGAUGAUCGCUUCAUUCCUUGUCGAGCAACGUAGCGACUUUGAUCCUGUCAUUGCUGUUAGUUUACCAACUAAAGGCGGCCUCUGGAUCAUGCAUAUAAAUGUAUGUUCACUUAGAAAUGAACCAGAUUUUAUCAGGAUUUUAUUGUUGAAGUGCUCUAUUGACAUCUUAGCUCUUACUGAGACGUGGCUAGGUGAAACAUGGAAUGAUGUUGAACUCACUGUUCCUGGUUACAAUCUUUUCCAUAGCAGCCGAAAGUCUAACGUUCAGUCAAGGCCCUUUGCUGAUGGUGGAGUUAUUAUUCAUGCUUGUGAUGGUCUAGCGGGGAAUCCGAGACGUGAUUUGGAAUCAGAUGAAUUAGAAGAAAUAUGUCUCAAACUUAAGCAACAUUGA